Molecule: messenger RNA, 3310 nt
Organism: Coffea eugenioides
Lineage: Eukaryota; Viridiplantae; Streptophyta; Magnoliopsida; Gentianales; Rubiaceae
Product: putative chloride channel-like protein CLC-g
Biological process (GO): transmembrane transport; chloride transport
Cellular component (GO): intracellular membrane-bounded organelle; plant-type vacuole membrane
Molecular function (GO): voltage-gated chloride channel activity
Source: RefSeq, a predicted model, not a curated record
CUUCCUUCUCACCCUGCUUCCUUAUCCGUUUUCUUCUUUCACAAAAUUUGGCUGGGUUCGUGUUCUACUUCUACCUACUGGUUUGUAUCCAAUAAAAAACUAGCUAGGGGAAGUCGGGGGUGGGUUUGGGCGUGGUCGUAGCAAACUUUGCUGUCUUGCUCAGUACAUCAGUUUUAAAAAUUGAUUGAAUUUGUUGCUCGGAUUCUGGUCUCGACUCAUCCCCGCUCGUUGCCAAUUGGGCUGUGUCUCCAGUCUCCGUCCCAUCUCCACCAUCUCAUCAUUAAUCAUCCCUACCUGUAUCGAGUAACAUGGCUGCCGCGUCACCUCCGGCGGAGGCUGCAGUGGAAGAAGAAUCUUUGCUCUCACAGCCUCUGCUACAACAACACGAAGAACAGCAUCAUACCCUUCGCAGAUCAGCUUCCAAUACCACUUCGCAACUUGCCAUCGUCGGCUCUAAUCUCUGCGCUAUCGAAAGCCUUGACUACGAGAUUAUGGAGAAUGCCCUUUUCAAGCAAGAUUGGAGGAGUAAUCGGAAGAUACAGAUUUUCCAGUACAUAUUCAUGAAAUGGACUUUCUGUUUCCUUAUUGGACUUCUUGUCAGUCUUGUGGGCUUCUUCAACAACCUUGCAGUUGAAAACAUUGCAGGUUUGAAGUUUGUUGUCACCUCCAACAUGAUGUUGGCGAGAAGGUUUGUGGCAGCUUUUGCUAUCUUUUCAUCAUCAAAUUUUGCGUUGACUUUUGCAAGUUUGAUUACGGCUUUUAUAGCCCCGGAAUGUGCUGGUUCAGGUAUACCAGAGGUUAAGGCUUACUUGAAUGGCGUAGAUGCACCAGCAAUAUUUUCGUUAAGAACUUUGCUUGUCAAGAUUAUUGGUAGCAUAUCUGCCGUGUCAUCCUCUCUUAAUGUUGGCAAGGCAGGACCAAUGGUCCAUACUGGUGCAUGCAUUGCUGCAAUUUUGGGCCAGGGCGGGUCAAAAAAGUAUGGUUUAACUUGGAAAUGGCUGCGGUUUUUUAAAAAUGAUCGAGACCGGAGAGAUCUGGUAACUUGUGGAUCAGCUGCUGGGAUUGCUGCUGCUUUUCGUGCUCCUGUUGGUGGUGUUUUAUUUGCUCUCGAAGAAAUGGCAUCUUGGUGGAGAAGUGCUCUUCUGUGGAGAGCUUUCUUCACAGCUGCUAUUGUUGCGAUUGUCCUUCGUGCUUUGAUUGAUGUUUGUUUGAGAGGAAAAUGUGGACUAUUUGGUAAAGGGGGGCUAAUCAUGUAUGAUGUGACCUCAGCUGAUAUUCCCUAUCACCUAUGGGAUGUGCCUCCAGUAAUACUUCUUGGAGUUGUAGGGGGCAUAUUGGGAAGUUUGUACAAUAGUUUACUUGAAAAGGUUCUCCGAAUCUACAAUCUGAUUAAUGAGAAAGGCACUUUUUUCAAGAUAAUUCUUGCUUGCUGUAUAUCCAUAUGCACAUCCUGUCUUCUAUUUGGAUUACCAUGGAUUGCAUCUUGCCGUCCUUGUCCGCUUGAUCCUUCAGAGCCUUGUCCAACAAUUGGCCGGUCUGGGAAUUAUAAGAAAUUUCAGUGUGCCCCUGGUCACUACAAUGAUUUAGCCAGCCUCUUUUUCAAUACAAAUGAUGAUGCAAUCAAAAACCUUUUCAGCAAGAAUACUGAUGCUGAGUUCCAGCACUCUUCAAUGCUAAUCUUCUUCGUCACCUGUUUUUUCCUGAGCAUCUUUAGUUAUGGCAUUGUCGCACCUACAGGUCUCUUUGUACCUGUUAUUGUUACUGGUGCGUCUUAUGGACGGCUUGUAGGAAUGCUAAUUGGUUCACGCUCAACUCUCAACCAUGGCCUUUUUGCUGUCCUAGGUUCUGCUUCUCUUCUUGGUGGAUCUAUGAGGAUGACUGUUUCUUUGUGUGUUAUUAUCUUGGAACUUACAAACAAUCUAUUAUUGCUGCCCCUAAUAAUGCUGGUUCUUCUUAUUUCCAAGACUGUAGCUGAUGCAUUUAAUGGAAAUAUAUACGAUCUGAUUAUGAGGUCAAAGGGUUUUCCUUACUUAGAAGCUCAUGCUGAACCGUACAUGAGGCAACUGACAGUUAGGGAUGUGGUCACCGGCCCACUUCGGCUUUUCCAAGGCAUUGAGAAGGUUGCUAAUAUAGUUCAUGUCCUCAAGACAACUGGGCAUAAUGGGUUUCCGGUGGUGGAUGAGCCCCCAUUUUCUGAAGCCCCAGUUUUGGUUGGUCUUAUCCUCCGUGCCCAUCUCAUCACAUUGCUGAAGAAGAAAGCUUUUUUGCAUAGUCCAAUGCCUAAUUUCUCUGAUGCCUUUAAAGGGUUCAUGGCAGAUGAUUUUGCAAAGAAGGGUUUGGGAAAUGGAGACAGGAUUGAAGAUAUAGAUUUGUCAGAUGAAGAGAUGAAUAUGUUCGUAGAUUUGCAUCCUUUUAUUAACACUUCACCAUAUUCUGUGGUAGAGACGAUGUCCUUGGCAAAGGCUCUUAUACUUUUCCGGGAAGUCGGUUUGAGGCAUGUGCUGGUUGUUCCAAAAAUACCUGGAGGAGUGCCAGUUGUGGGGAUAUUGACCAGGCAUGAUUUCAUGCCAGAACACGUACUGAAUGUGCAUCCCUUGUCGUUGAGGAGCAGGUGGAGAAGAUUGAGAUUUCAGUGGCCGAGUUGGAGUAAAAUUUUUUAGCGACUUUUUACCAAAGCACUGCUACGAGGCAGCCCUUGUGGCUGUACUGGCUCUGGAAAGGUAAUAUGACAUAUUAUUUUUCUAAGACUUCCUUUUGAUGUAGAGAAUUCAUAGGGAUCAUCUAAAAGAUGGUCCAUGGCAAAUCUUGCUGCCGCCAGACCUGUUGAGUUAUGGUCUGGUUGAUAUGCUAUUAUUUCACCCGUUUAGAUGGAAGCGUAUAAGCAGAAGCAGAGGGUGAGAAGGAUGACGUAUAUGAGAUACAAGUAAAGAGCCAAUUCAUCAAAGAGGGUGAGAAAAAACAGUCACCGGAUUGCUUGGCAAUGACGGUGGUUUUGACAAUGUGGCAUGCCGAUUCACAUUUUCACGUUCUGUUCUCGUUGCUUCAUCGCAGUUAUUGUUUAUAAUAACAGCUAGCUCUGAAGGCUGCUAUUAUAAGAUGUAUCUGUGGAUUAGGAUCUCUACUUGUCUAAACUAGAAGAUCUCAAGCUAAUCUGGGAGCCACCAUGUGUCCCUCCCGUCUUAAAUUUAGACAUAGCAUGGCUGAAUUUUAAAACUAGUUUCCUUUGGAAAUUUGUUGAUCAGUAAGGCCCCUGAAUAGCAUCCUCUGGGCCUUAAGUUUUCCUAAUAAUUCUAGUUAUGACUCUCUUUCG